Molecule: messenger RNA, 1321 nt
Organism: Tachyglossus aculeatus (Australian echidna)
Lineage: Eukaryota; Metazoa; Chordata; Mammalia; Monotremata; Tachyglossidae
Product: C-type lectin domain family 1 member B-like
Exons: 6
Coding region: 24-755 (243 amino acids)
Source: RefSeq, a predicted model, not a curated record
GGGAAUUGAGCAGAGCAGCUUCUAUGCAGAAAGAGGAGGGGUACACCAUGCAAAACACCCCUCGGAAACCCUCCUCCAAGGGAUCUGCACCCAUAGACAAAGCAUCCUCAGAUCUUCCUGUUCACUUCCACGUGUGGCGUCUGCUGUCUUUGCUGCUGCUCACUCUUUGCGUCCUGCAGCUGAUCGGAGUAGUGGGAUUCGGGAUCAGGUACUCCAUCCUAUUUCGAGGCAUCUGCAGGGACUGUUUCAAACAGAAGGAAUUUCUCUUGUCCCAAAACUCCAACCUGUCUGCCGACCUGCGGGAAGUAACCACAAAAUUAUGCCAAGAACUGAUCAUGAAGCAGCCAGAUCACGCCUGCAGGCCCUGUCCAGAAGGGUGGCAUUGGCAUGGGUACAACUGCUUUAAGAUAUUAAUGGAUAAACGAACCUGGUAUGAGAGCAGGGAGGCCUGUGCUUUCCAAAACUCCAGCCUGAUGAAAAUCGACAACAAGGAAGAGUGGAACCUUCUAACACCCAAGAUACAAAGUUACCACUGGGUGGGUUUAUCCCGAAAUGCAAGCGACCUCUCACUGAAGUGGGAAGAUGGCUCAGAAAUCAAUCCUAAAGUGCUUUUGUUGCUCUCAGACGCUAAGACGAAAGGCAGGCUGUGCGCUGUUGUAUAUAGAAAUGACUUAAGUUUGGAUUUUUGCAACAACACUUAUCCCUUCAUCUGUGAGAAAGCAGCUGAACCUGUGAAGAAGGAGCUGCUGACUUAAUGCAUCGAAUAUACAUCUGGAGGCAGUCUCAGCUGGAGAUCAGUGAUGGUCCUAAUGAUCUCUGCGGGAGCCUAAGGGCCAGGAGGCAGGACAGAGACAGUGGGGCUGGAGACCUUGAUGGCUUUGUCCUCUACCAGCCUGAACUGUCACUGCUAAGACCUCUACUGAUUGGUGGUGCCCUGCCAUUCUCCCAUAGCCCCUCAUUUCCCCUUGUCUCAGGCCUCGCCUUCCAGCCCACUCCACUCCCAGGGCCUUGUCCAACUCCUGGCUUUUGACAGACAAACAGACAGACCCCCUCUUCAUGAAGGAAAAAAGAAAUCCCACUCUUCAGGUCUCAAGGACAAUUCAACCAUCUCCUCGGGGUUCUCCCAAACAUUGGCCUGUUCACCCUCAAGGACCCAAGGACUAUUCAACCAUUUCCUCAGGGUAUCACCGGAUUGAGUAGUUAUUGCUGUCUUUUACCUCAACUAUAAAGCUUAAACUUCACCGACCCCAGCAUGACUCUUCAAUAUCCUCCCCAUAGCCAGCCCAUCUCAGUCCUCCCCUCUCACCAGAACUCAGCUGCC